AUGAACCUGAGCAGGCGGGAAGAGCGCUGGGCCGAGCGCCGGGCCGCACGCAAGGAUGCACGCGCGAUGAGGGAGCAAGCGAGGGAAAUACGCAGGGCGGGAGAGCAAGUGAGCCGAGCACUUAGAGAGGAGGAGCGACAUGUGGAAAUACAUAAAGCGAAGGAGCUGUUGAGGCAAGCACUUAGGGGGGGGGAGCAGUUGAAGGUGGCGGAAAAUCAGACAGCUAUAGGGUGCAUCAAUUCCGGCCCCAGGCUUUUUUCCAACCUCGAUGUCUCAGCAGAUCCCGGGCACCAGACUCCCGAAGAAACCAUAGAGUCACUACGAGAAAGAGACAAGAAAUACGAUAUUCCAUUUUCCAUCGAGGAACUCCUCAAAUUCCCCGUUAAAUCUAUCGGGCACCUCCUCCAAAACCGCGGCGACAUCAAAUAUUGUACAAAUGUCGCAUGCACAUUCACGAGAGAGAAAUUCAUGGCUAUUGCCCCACGAAUACCAGAAUAUCCAAAGCUCCAGGACCUCAUCCUGACUGUUCUAUCAUGUUGGGUAGCUAACUCAACACCAAAAACUCCCUGCCCUAAGCUGAAAACUGCAGGAAGAUUCUGUGUGCAUUUUUUGGAGGCAUGUUCUGCGAGCCUACCUGCUCUUAUUGAGAGCUCGAAAACCGAUAAAUCCCUCCAGAAGCUGUUUCGUAUAUGCGAACUUUUCUAUUUUGUUGUUACUAUAAUGGCUGGGGGCAUGACGCUUGACCUCAAUGGCAUAGCUACUCAGGCUAUUUUUAGCCCAUCCAUGAUUGAGCAAGUGGUAUAUUCUUGUGGAACAAUUGAUAAAGCCCCAGAAGGGGUCUGCAAGCACCGGCUCUGGAAUCUCGCCAGUUCCUCGGCACGGGGGCUUGUAGAAAUAUUCUCGAUAUCUGAGAUGGUUCGGCAAGAAGGGUGCGAGUUAUCAUCCAAAUUCCAUUUAGAGAAACAUGGCGCUUGCAACGUUCAGAUCUGUCAAUUGAACGACGAGAAUACCACGAAAGUGCCCCAACUACAUCUGCUCUGCAAAUCUCAAAAUUGUGGAACAAUCAAUUUCAGUCAAGCCAAACUCAACAAAAUAGAUAUCGCAGAAAUAUCUAAACCUGGCGCGACAGCUUGGACAUUAAACGAAAAAGAUCCACAACCGGGUGCGAAAAAUUACCUAGCAAUUUCUCAUGUCUGGGCGAACGGAACGGGCGUAGGCGAGCAUACCCCAGGCAAUGUCAACCGAUGCCUUUUUCGCUACUUUAAGACUAUUGCUUAG
Messenger RNA from Orbilia oligospora ATCC 24927, 1278 nucleotides. RefSeq lists its product as uncharacterized. The coding region runs from base 1 to 1278 and encodes 425 amino acids. The transcript has a single exon. The record is from RefSeq and is a predicted model, not a curated record. NCBI's taxonomy places the organism in Eukaryota, Fungi, Ascomycota, Orbiliomycetes, Orbiliales, Orbiliaceae.